Molecule: messenger RNA, 1671 nt
Organism: Merops nubicus (carmine bee-eater)
Lineage: Eukaryota; Metazoa; Chordata; Aves; Coraciiformes; Meropidae
Product: pleckstrin homology domain-containing family H member 2-like
Exons: 7
Biological process (GO): negative regulation of actin filament depolymerization
Cellular component (GO): cytoplasm
Molecular function (GO): actin binding
Source: RefSeq, a predicted model, not a curated record
AUGGCUGACCUCUCCGAGCUGGAAGGUGCUGUAAACUGGAAGGAAAGAUGUUUAACUCUGGAGGCACAGCUAAUGAAAUUUCGUCUCCAGGCAAGCAAGAUCAGAGAAUUGUUAGCAGAAAAGAUGCAGCAGCUUGAGAAACAAGUUAUAGAUGCUGAUCGUCAAGCAGAGAGAGCUUUUCAGCAGGUGCAGGUCAUGGAAGAAAAACUAAAAGCAGCUAAUGUUCAAACAAGUGAAUCAGAAAUGAGGUUGUAUAAGAGAUGUCAAGAUCUGGAGAUCCUGAUACAAGAUAAAAAUGACAUAAUACAAAAACUGGAGCAACAACUUGAAGAACAGAAGCAAAUAAGACUGCAAGAAGCAAAAAUCAUUGAAGAAAAAGCAGCUAAAAUAAAAGAAUGGGUGACAGUCAAGCUCCAUGAGUUAGAGGUGGAAAAUCAGAACCUUCGCUUGAUCAACCAAAAGCAAACCAAAGAGAUGAAAACAGUACAGUCUAAACUGCAAGAAGCUACAGGCAAGAAAUCUGUUACUUCAACACAAAAACCUGGAGAGUGCCAGCGACUAAGCAGUUUGACUUUUGGGUGCUUUUCAAAUAGAGCAAGAAGCCCUCAACCAUCUGCUAAGUCUGAAGAAACAAGCAAGUCUUCUUCUAAAGAGUCAGACUACACUGAAGGCAGAAGCAUGCUAGAGAAGGAUAUCCUGGAAACUACCUUUGCUGGUCCUUCACACGAGACCAGUAAAGGUCAGAAGUCAUUGCAACAGAGUUCCUGUGGAUCAGAGCAGAACAAAAACAAAACAAGCUGUUCAUCCAAAGAUAUAGACAGUGACAUGUCAAAGAACUCCUGCACUACUGGGAGUGACUGGAGCUCAGAUGAGGAUGGAGGAGACAAUAAAGGACUGAAAUCCAGGUGUGCAUCAACUCUUUCAAGCCACACGUCUGAAGAGAAUACAAGGUACAGCAGAGUAGGAAGUGAAAUGUAUUUGACAGCAUCUGAUGACAGCAGUUCUCUAUUUGAAGAAGAGAGUUUUGGUAUUCAGAGGACACAGCAGAAGAAAUUAUACUCCUGGCAGCAAAUGUCCCAAAGAAAAGGCCAGAACAAUCCAGGUGGAAAGUGCAACUCUGACUGCACAAGUAAAAAGAAAGACCAAGAUAGUUCUUCAGAUGAACUGAAUAAGAAAUUUCAGUCUCAGAAGCUAGAUUAUUCAUCCUCAUCCAGUGAAGCAAAUACCCCAAGUCCAAUUUUAACCCCUGCUCUGACACCCAAACACCCCAUUCUAACAAGUUCUGCAGGUUCUCAACGCACAGUGCCAUCAGAUUCUCCCUCAAAUUUGCCAUCUCCAAAGUUACGGACUCCUAAUGUGUUUAGUCUAAAUUCAGCAUUAGCAAAGAAACAUCUCAGCCAGCCCCAGCUGAGUUCUGACAGAAUGUUUGGUAGAAAUAGAAAUGCCAUAAGCAUGAUACGGCAGUGGAGGCCUCAGGAAACAGACAUUGAUCUGGUGGAUGGAGAAGAUACUGAUAUCUUAGAGAAAAUGGAGAUUGGCUGUGAUGAAGGAGUGUUUACCUACGAUGGCACUGAAGCACAAAAUGCUGAAGCCCAGGAACCUUGUGAUGUGACAAAAAAGGGUGCUAGUAACAAACCUCCAACCCCUCCGUUACAUCGCUUUCCCUCCUGG